This is a messenger RNA of Arachis stenosperma, 555 nucleotides long. RefSeq names its product conglutin. Gene Ontology annotation, molecular function: nutrient reservoir activity. The record is from RefSeq and is a predicted model, not a curated record. The transcript has a single exon. The coding region runs from base 30 to 467 and encodes 145 amino acids. NCBI's taxonomy places the organism in Eukaryota, Viridiplantae, Streptophyta, Magnoliopsida, Fabales, Fabaceae.
CUCAAGCAUCAUCACAUUCCACCACCACCAUGGCCAAGUCCACCAUCCUGGUAGCCCUCCUUGCCCUCGUCCUGGUGGCACACGCCUCCGCGAUGAGGCGCGAGAGGGGGCGACAAGGGGACUCAUCAAGCUGCGAGAGGCAGGUAGACAGGGUGAACCUCAAGCCCUGCGAGCAGCACAUAAUGCAGAGGAUCAUGGGCGAGCAAGAGCAGUACGACUCCUACGAUAUUAGGAGUACUCGAUCCUCCGACCAGCAACAGAGGUGCUGCGAUGAGCUGGACCAGAUGGAGAACACAGAGAGAUGCAUGUGCGAGGCAUUGCAGCAGAUAAUGGAGAACCAGUGCGAUAGGUUGCAGGACAGGCAAAUGGUGCAGCAGUUCAAGAGAGAGCUCAUGAACUUGCCCCAACAGUGUAACUUUAGGGCACCACAGCGUUGCGAUUUGGACAUGAGUGGCGGCAGAUGCUAGACUCAAAAAUAAUAAUCUGUGCCAAAACAAACUAGUAGGAAGUAGCUUAUGAGCUAUUAUGUAUGCUUGUUUCGUUAAUAAUAAAUAU